Messenger RNA from Drosophila eugracilis, 2328 nucleotides. RefSeq lists its product as uncharacterized. The record is from RefSeq and is a predicted model, not a curated record. NCBI's taxonomy places the organism in Eukaryota, Metazoa, Arthropoda, Insecta, Diptera, Drosophilidae. Bases 161 to 1327 code for a protein of 388 amino acids. The transcript has 5 exons.
UUUCUGGGAUUUCAGUGUCAGUGUGUUAGUGUCUCUAUGUGUCUGUGUGUGUGCGUGUGUGUGUGUGACAUAACACGUACUCAAAUUCAGUAAAUCCAAUACACAGGCAAAAUCCGCACAUAGACCGCACAUUUCGAUUCGCAUUUCGUUGAGACGAACGAUGUCGUUGCUGCUGCUCCUUUUGGCCAUCGUCCUGCCGCAGCGGCUGCCCUUCGUUGCCGGCGGCUCUUGCCGGGAGGCCCAGCUCUGCUGCACUGGCCGCGACUCAUCCUGCGUCGUCCAGAAGGCUCCGAUCAAUGCCAUCAUCGAGGACCUCAGCGACAAGCCCUGCUAUUGCGACCACGCCUGCCUUAAGCUUGGCGAUUGCUGCGACGACUUCAAGGACCACUGCGGAGUGCUAGACUGCCAGGUGGCUGAUUGGGGCGCCUGGAGUGAAUGUGACAAGAGCUGCGGCACUGGGAUGAUGACGCGGAACCGCCAGAUCCUGCAGGCGGCCCAAAACGGUGGCAAGCACUGCCCAACCUUGCAGCAGAAGCGCAGUUGCCAGGGUUACCGCUGCCAUGGACACCACGACAAGAAGAUACUGCGCGAAAUGGCCCUCCUUCUGCCAGCUGCACUUUCGCACAAUCGCCAUGUGAAUGAUAGCAGCGAUAUGCGGCGGAAUCUGCGCACGCGUUACCGCGACUCCUACAAGCACAACCAUGAUCAUGAAUACUGUGUGGAAUUCGAGGUAAUAAAAGCCUCCAAGGCCUGCCACAAGCUGCCGCCUUACAAUCUGAUGCUAGAAGGCGAUCGCAUCACGGUUCGCUGCGACCUCGAGGCGUUGAUCCAGGACACAGCCGGCAGCUCAACCACCGCCAGGGUACCCCAAAGCAACACUCCGCCGCCCACGACCACCGCUUACCCUGCCGGCCAGCGAUCAGACGACCUUGAAGAGGACAGACAGCAAAGGGAAAACAGCAGCGGCAGCGAUGGUGACGGCGACGAAGAGGUAACCGAAGUGGACGAAGAAGAGGAGGAGCAGGAAGAGCAGGAUGACCUGCAGAACGCCCUGGACACGGACAGUAACGAGAGUACCGAUUACCGCCAUCAGCGGCAGUCACAGAUGCAAAUGUCGCAUAGCCGACGGACAGCGGGAAAGCGCAGCGCUGUCCCGGUCACGCCCCCGCCUACGCUGGCGCCCACUUACCACUGCCGAGGGGAGGGGCUGGCCGGGCGUACGACACGCUGGAGUGCGCUGCCGGCGCCGUCGUGCCGCGGCAAAUGGCUACGCCUGACCGUUGGACCGCCUAAGAAGUGCGGCCACGCCCAGUUCAUCUUUGUCUAAGGCGUCGCCGGUCAAGUGCGGUGAUCUUUUUUUUUCCGUGUAGGUUAUGGUGUACGGCCAUCCCCCGCCUCCAAACUCCCCCUUCAUCAUAUCAUAUCAUAUAUCAUAUCACCCGCGACCCUGCCCCUGGCCCCGACACGCCGCGCAUUUCUCAAUACUCCUCCACGCCCCCUCACUUCCGGCCCAAAAUAAAAGUACCCCAUCGUAUGUAAGCGUUUAAACAUUAAGCCAGUGGAUUAAGAAGAUCAUAGCAUAUGUGUGAGGUCAGUUUUUUUUUUGUGUCUCGCUAGAGGAGCGAUCCGUAAGAUAGAUUCACACUGCCAGUGAUGGGAUAUAGGACGAUAUGGAGGAUUAAGAUCCAAAUGGGAAACUACCUUUAAGACUUUCAAGAAAUAUUUCUCCUUUCUCUUUCGAAACUUAAGUUAUAAGUCCAGUCUAUAUCCACCAUAUAAACCUAUAUAUCUAUACACCUUAACCACGGCUGCUGUGGACAUUCUUCGGAGAGCCUUCCUCUUGGUAGUUUAGGAAAACCCUGUCGUGUAAGCAUUGCGGACUUCUGGCCCAACCAACCACUCAAUAUAUGCUGGGGGUCAGUAUGAAGACGCUCAUCUCGGAUCGGAUAAUACUAGAAACUAGAGACUAAGUCAUCAAAUAACGCAUAACAUCGUCAGUGAAUAUGAAGUCGGGCUGCGUAGUGAAAUAUAUAUAUAUAGGAGUAUAUAUAUAUAUAUAUAUAUUUGGAUGUGCAUGAGUGUAUCUGUCUAAUCGUUAGUUCCCCAACUUGCAAGAAUCUGUAGUAUCCACAAUCUACUAAAUGAUUGUGGUCCCAAAAAAAUUUCAGUUGGCCAAGUUGGCGGACAACCCUCUGGAAUCGGAAUUAACGUUUGGAUCUUAGCAUUAAUCUGGAUUUUAGGUACACACGAAUGUCGAAAGUAAUUAAUAAAAUUAUAAUUAAACCAAUAAAUGAGAUCAUUCAAUAAAGAACGAGUAUAAUUUUAAAG